AUAGACUUUUUCUGCUUCUCAGUCAGGUCGGGACCUGCAGCAGUACCAGAGCCAAGCUAAACAGCUUUUCCGGAAAUUGAAUGAACAGUCACCUACCAGAUGCACCCUAGAAGCAGGAUCAAUGGCUUUCCACUACGUUAUUGAGAAAGGGGUAUGUUACCUGGUGUUGUGCGAAGCCAACUUCCCCAAGAAGCUGGCCUUUGCCUACCUGGAGGAUUUGUAUUCUGAGUUCGACGAACAGCAUGGAAAGAAGGUGCCGACGGUCUCCAGGCCCUAUUCCUUCAUUGAGUUCGACACUUACAUCCAGAAGACCAAAAAGCUCUACAUUGACAGCCGGGCAAGAAGGAACCUGGGCUCCAUCAAUACAGAGUUACAGGAUGUGCAGCGAAUCAUGGUGGCCAACAUUGAAGAAGUCUUACAACGCGGAGAGGCGCUCUCAGCUUUGGACUCCAAGGCCAACAACUUGUCCAGUCUGUCCAAGAAGUACCGUCAGGAUGCAAAGUACCUUAACAUGCGUUCCACCUAUGCCAAACUGGCAGCUGUGGCUGUUUUUUUUAUCAUGUUAAUAGUCUAUGUGAGAUUCUGGUGGCUGUGAGGUGCUGGCAGUCACCGGAGAGGGAGCACUUGUAGCAUGGCAGGGGUAUGCGUGUAGCACACUUUGUUCCCAGGGAUGUGCAUUAGAAUCCAUCCAGGGCUGUCCCCCGUAAGGGUGUGUCCUGAAAAUGACCCUAAGUACCACACCCCUUAGCAAAUCUGAAUUGUAGGCAUAGAGUUUGGGUGGGCACGAGGCUCCUCCUCUAGGCACUGGACUCAGCUCCCACAGUACUAAGCUCAUAACGGUGCUGUUGGGUGUCUCCUGGAGCAGUUGAUCUGACAUUUAUCCUAACCAGGGGCUGCUGGCAGCAGUCACCUCUUCCUCCCUUUCAGAGAGUAGCGCUAGUGAGAAAUGGAAUCUAAUGGACAUUCCUUGUGUCAGCAAUGUUUGCUUUCUCCAAUCUGAGUCUGCUUUUGCUUUUUAAAACAAGACUCCCUUGUUUGAAGGCUGAUUCUGCCCUGUAUAUAUUGUAAUGGCUUUCACCCUUGUCGAACUAGCUGUUGUUGGGUUUACGUUGUCUGACAUCUUUGCUUGUUAAAUUUUCAGUUGCUUUAGGAAUAAAUGGAUAUUAAAUUAUGCCUUAAAAUUACAUUAUCUUGAGUCUUAGACAGUGAAAGACUACUGUCACGGACUCCUACAAAAUUAAACGCCUAGUUUGUAAAUCUCACUUUCCUGCCAGUUGUGUGUAAGAGUUUGUUUUAACAUGUCUCAGAACAGUCUUUUGGUGUAAUUAAAAAGGUAUUGGCCCAGGCGUAAUGCAAGUAGUUUAAUCUGUUUUCCUGACACCAGUCUAUUUCCAGAAUCGUUGCAUUAUUUCUUUCCCCUCUGUAUUCCUCAAACAAGUGUAUCCCUACCACUCGCGUUCCAGCACUUGCUAACUAUCCUACAAGAACAGUCCAGCAUGUGUGAUGGUGCAGAAAAUAGAACAUUUCUUCAAGAAAACGUUUGUUUCAUGUUUCUGUGAAGUUGGUGAUAAAGAAUAGUAUUGAGUUUUAAAAACCAAGCUCUUGUGUCAAUGUCGUGUUCUACCUAGUGUCACUGCUCUCCACUUCUUGUGGCAAAGUCAAACUGUAGCUGAAGCGAGAUUCAUAUUGUGGGGCUAUAGCGUUUAAUUUCCAGUUUCUCACUGGCCAAUAGAAACAGCUCCAUUGUGAUGCAACUUUUGCAGUUGAAUUUUUGGUCCAAGUGCUAGAAACUUUCUUUCCUGUUCGGGAUCAGUUUUGUAAAUCAGAUCUCUGUAAAGGCGCCCCCUGCACCUCUCCACAGUAAGGUGUCUGUUUCUGUCCUUACCUAGGAAGUGAACUCUCAGAGAACAGACAUAACAGAAGGACAGAUUCAAAUUCCUCUGCAUCUCCAGAGAACACUUAGUCUGCUGCGCCUCUGACAGUGUGAGAUGUGGUCACAGAGUGUCUCCGGCAGUAAGGUAGGGGGGCUGGAGUGACAAGCAGCCCGAGCGACUCCCCUCUCUUCCUGUGGGCAGGCAAGUAGGCAGCUACAGUUUGUCUGCUGGUCUACUUGAAACCAGCCCCGGGUCACCGUGAAAUAAACACUUGCAAAUGGUCA
Pelodiscus sinensis (Chinese soft-shelled turtle) is the source of this 2158-nucleotide messenger RNA. The record is from RefSeq and is a predicted model, not a curated record. Lineage: Eukaryota; Metazoa; Chordata; Testudines; Trionychidae.